Molecule: messenger RNA, 1658 nt
Organism: Aegilops tauschii subsp. strangulata
Lineage: Eukaryota; Viridiplantae; Streptophyta; Magnoliopsida; Poales; Poaceae
Product: UV-B-induced protein At3g17800, chloroplastic
Source: RefSeq, a predicted model, not a curated record
GUAUAAAUACAGACUCCCCGUCUCCAGAACCUUAACCUCAUCCUCGGCGCGGAACCGAAUCAAUCAGCCCCUCGCCUCAAGCCUCCAACCACCGCCGGCAGAUCCCCAAUCCCGCCCUCCCGACCCCCCGAACCCGAGCGAGUUCGAGCGAUGGAGGCAGCAGCCGCAGCCGCCGUGGCGCUCAGGUCGCCGGCCGCCGCCGGAGCCGCGCCCUCGCGCCGGGUCGCCGCCGCCGCCAGCUCGCUCCCCUUCGAGCGGAGGCGCAGCUUCGCCCUCGGCUCCAUCAAGGGCCUCGGGCGGCGGCAGCGCACUUCCAGAAGGCUGCGCGGCGUGAUCAGGGCAUCCUCCUCGUCCCCGUCGGAGUCUCUGCCAUCUUCUUCGCCGAUCGCGCCGCUGCAAAUGGAGUCGCCGAUAGGGCAGUUCCUCUCGCAGAUUUUGGUCACGCACCCUCACCUGCUCCCCGCUGCCGCCGAGCAGCAGCUCGAGCAGCUCCAGACCGUCCAAGACUCUGCAGACAAGAAAGACGCGCAGGCACCGCCGGCAGCCGGCGACAUCGUGCUGUACAGGCGAAUUGCCGAGGUUAAGGAGAAGGAAAGGAAAAGGACCAUGGAGGAGAUACUGUACGCGCUGGUUGUUCAGAAGUUUGUUGAAGCUGGCGUCUCCUUGGUCCCAGCUCUGUCUCACUCCAUCGAUGCUUCUUCUGGUAGAGUUGAUCAGUGGGCAGAGCAUGUGGAAGGGAAGCUCGAGCGUUUGCACUCACACGAGGCAUAUGAAAUGAUCGAGAACCACUUGAAUCUCAUAUUGGGGCAGCGGCAAGCUGAUGGCACUGUCGCAGCCAUAAGCAAGCUCCGAGUUGGCCAGGUCUAUGCCGCAUCAGUGAUGUAUGGCUACUUCCUCAAGAGAGUUGAUAAGAGGUUUCAGCUCGAGAAGUCGAUGAAGAGCCUCCCUUGGGGAUCAGAAGACGACGCGCUCAAUCAAGUUAUGACAACCGACUCACGGCCCUCAGAUCAGACGUACAGUUCUCAUCCAGAGGUGGAGUCAUGGACUUCCCCUGACCUCAGCGCAGGAGGUCUCGGCCAGUCCGUCAAGCCUUCCCGUCUUCGAUCGUAUGUCAUGUCAUUUGAUUCAGACACGUUACAAACUUACGCGACAAUCCGGUCGAAGGUGGCAUUUGGCAUCAUCGAGAAGCACACGGAGGCGCUAUUCGGGAAGCCGGAGAUCGUGAUCACCCCGGAAGGAACAGUCGACUCUUCCAAGGAUGAGUAUGUCAGGAUAAGCUUCUCCGGUUUGAGAAGGCUGAUCUUAGAGGCUGUCACUUUCGGAUCCUUCCUCUGGGACGUCGAGAGCUAUGUGGACUCCAGGUACCAUUUUGUCACCAACUAAUUGGAUCCAGAUAGGGUAGAUUCAUGGCAUGUAUGAUAUUUGGUCUGAAGUUCAUGGGCUGCACUGAAGACUAUUGUACAAUUACCCCGUGCUGAUGCUCAGGAACGUAUGAUUCUGGCAUCAGGUCAUUGUAAAGAGGAAGUGUCAUUAGCAUUGUAUCUAGCUACUAAGCUUUGUUAGCAUUUGCUCUGGUUGGAGUGUUCCUCCUCACGAUAUUGAAUUUGGGGAGUCCUAGCUGAACCUAUUCAAGAUAUUGUAUGUUUUGAGAUUUGUUA